Penicillium alfredii is the source of this 2763-nucleotide messenger RNA. RefSeq lists its product as uncharacterized. The transcript is spliced from 2 exons. The record is from RefSeq and is a predicted model, not a curated record. NCBI's taxonomy places the organism in Eukaryota, Fungi, Ascomycota, Eurotiomycetes, Eurotiales, Aspergillaceae. Gene Ontology annotation, molecular function: protein binding; protein-containing complex binding. Bases 1 to 2763 code for a protein of 920 amino acids.
AUGCGCCGCCAUGGCAGGGCCGGGGGCCCGACCAAGGCCGCCACGCCCAUGUCCGACACCGUCUCUCUGAUCCAUUCGUUCGAUUCGGUCAUGAACCCGAACCGCCCCGCGCGUCCUUCGCCGUUGGCCUCCUCCCAUAUCAAGGCAUUACCGCUGGAGCUCGUCGAUCGACUCCGCUCAUUUCCGCUCUUUCAGGCCACGCCCGAGUCAUUUUUGAGCGAGGUCGGCCAACAUCUGCGCCCACAACUCCACUCCCCGAACGACUAUAUCCUGACCGAAGGCGACGAAGCGAAAGCGAUAUACUGGCUAGUGCGGGGUGCUGUCUCGGUUACGUCGCGAGAUGGCGAGAGUAUCUAUGCAGAACUGAAGCCCGGCGCUUUCUUCGGAGAGAUCGGUGUGCUGAUGGAUCGCCCGCGCACUGCAACCAUUAUCGCUCGGACCCGAUGCAUGCUGGUCGUGCUGACCAAAGGAGAUUUCCGGAAUAUUCUACCGCGGUUCCCCGAUGUCGAGCGUGCAAUUCGAGAGGAGGCGCAGGAGCGAUUAAUGAUCUUGGAGAAGAAGAAGAAAGAGACCUCUGCGCCGGUUAUCGAACCUCCCAGCCCCGCGCGCAGAGGCUCCAAAAGGCUCCGGGAGAGCUUUUCCAAAGAUUUGGCGGUUGCUGAAGACGAGGACUUGAGCAUCAUCAAGUCGGUGCAUAAGAAGCGGAAAUCACCGAGCCCGGGUCGGCGAGAUGGAUCGAGUGCGCUGGCGAAUGGCUUGGUGAAUGUGCGCCUCUUACUCAAGGAGCUGCCCCUCUUCUCUGGGUUGCCAGCAGACAUCCUUCACUUCCUGGGUCUCAAUGCUCAACCGCGGUCGUUUCCUCCUUUCACCGACAUCAUCCGGCAAGAUUCGCAGGGCCGCGAGCUCUACUUCAUUGUUCGCGGUGAGGUGGAGGUUCUGACAGAAAAGAGUGAGCAGAACCACACGCCCCGCAACAACUCCGAUGGGACCGAACGACCCGGAGUUGAAAUUAAAGCUCGACUUAAACAAGGCCAAUAUUUUGGAGAAGUGGUCAGCCUAGCACUCGCGCCUCGAAGGACAGCAACCGUCCGCUCUGUCACCUCAGUCGAAUGCCUGAUGCUGAGCGGAGAUGUCCUCGCUGAAUUUUGGGAGAAGUGCCCCAGAAACGUCCGCGACCAGGUGGAACGUACCGCGCAAGAGAGGCUUCAAGCAGCCGCUGAUGGCGACGUGGUCAUGUCGGAUGCUGCUGAACCACAGCCCUCCAUGAGUGACCUGGCCAUUGAUGAGCGCGUCAAGAUCACCUCAUCUAGAAGGAAGUCUAUGCCUCUGUUGACUCUCACCGAAACCGAACUCGAUGGGCCGCAUCAGUCCUCGCCGGUCGAGGAUCAAGACCAGGCUGUGCUGCGACCCUCAGACCCAGAUCCUUUUCUCAGUCUGGGACUGGAUAAGGUGCGACUGCGAAGUCGGCGUGGCUCCGUGGCUCCAUUGACCCCUGAGGAAGUCUCUGGGGACCAGCAACGAUCAUCUUCUAUCUCUGAGCCACGGUCCGCCAGCUCUUCGACUCUUGCUCUGCCUGAAACUGUUGGUCUUUCCAAGCCACACCAGACCGAUCGACCCCGUGGCGAUCAUCAUGGUAUCUUUCCCGACAGUGUGUUGCAGAAUAUCUUCCAGUUCCUCGAGCUUCAUCACCUUCUUCGCCUCCGUGCAGUGUCGUCACACUGGUCCGAGAUCCUGAGCAAAUCUGCCGAUGUUAUUGGCGAUUUGGAUCUCAGCAUGUAUAACCGCAAGAUCACCGACGAUGUGCUAGUCAAAAUUAUCUGUCCUUUCGUCGGCAAUCGAGCUCGAUCGAUCAAUAUCAACAACUGCUUCCACAUCACCGAUGAAGGCUUUACGACGUUAGCAAGCACCUGUGCUUCAAAUACCACUACGUGGAAAAUGAGGAGCGUUUGGGAUGUCACAGCUUCCGCCAUUCUUGACAUGUCCAGCAAAGCUGUUGGCCUACAAGAGGUGGAUCUCAGUAACUGUCGAAAGGUUGGGGAUACGCUCCUGGCACGGAUCGUGGGAUGGAUCAUACCCGGCAGCCAGAAGCCCAGCGAAGGCAAAGUUUCCAUCAAGCCUACUUUGCAAACAGAGCAUUGCACUGUCUAUGGCUGUCCACAACUCAAGAAGCUCACGCUCUCAUAUUGCAAACAUGUCACGGAUCGCUCAAUGCAUCAUAUUGCGUCGCAUGCCGCCGGGCGAAUCGAAGAAAUGGACCUGACUCGGUGCACCACGAUCACUGACCAGGGGUUUCAAUACUGGGGGAAUGCACAGUUUACCAACCUGCGACGGCUCUGCUUGGCCGAUUGCACAUACCUGACGGACAACGCCAUUGUACAUCUGACCAAUGCAGCCAAGCAAUUGCAGGAGUUGGACCUGUCGUUCUGCUGCGCAUUGUCAGAUACGGCAACAGAAGUUCUUGCUCUGCAAUGCUCGCACUUGAAAUACCUCAACAUGUCCUUUUGUGGCUCCGCGAUCUCCGACCCGUCCUUGCGGAGUAUUGGCCUCCAUCUUCUUUCUCUUGAACAUUUGUCUGUGCGAGGCUGUGUUCGAGUCACCGGUGUGGGUGUUGAAGCAGUGGCCGAAGGUUGCCAUCAACUUCAAAUCUUCGAUGUGAGUCAAUGCAAGAAUCUCACGCCUUGGCUUGAGGAAGGCGGAGAAGAUCGCUAUCAACCUCGAGUUGAGUUCCAAACGGUGGCCUCAAGCGGGAGGAACUUUCGAUGA